Molecule: messenger RNA, 627 nt
Organism: Colletotrichum spaethianum
Lineage: Eukaryota; Fungi; Ascomycota; Sordariomycetes; Glomerellales; Glomerellaceae
Exons: 2
Coding region: 1-627 (208 amino acids)
Source: RefSeq, a predicted model, not a curated record
AUGGCUCGUCUGAGCGCCGUCCUCACCAACAUCCUGUCCAUCACCGGAUCGGCCAUCGGCCGAGCCGCACCCUCUGGCGAACGGCAACGGCAACUGUCCAUGACAGACUGCGCGGCUGUCGAAGCCCCAGCGUCCUUGACCUGGCUCUUGCAGGAUCAACCCUUUGAACAAGAGGACCCGUCUGCCUUUUUCUACGUCAACCAGGACAUUGACGCCUCUGGAAACAAAGCGAACAGGGUCGCGCAGCUCGUCACCUUCGGCGGCGUCCAGGGCCAGGAGUCAACAGAGUGCAAGCUCCUCUUCACCAUGCCCGAGGACUCGGAGAGCUGGGAGCUGAUCCAGCGCGAGGGCACCACCACGAUGCGCGUGUUCCGCGUCCCGAGCUACCAAGACGACGACGCCGUCCGCCAGACGCAGAACCUCCUCGGCACCGUCCAGGUCAGGCCGGGGACGCAGUCGAUCGACCUCGGCCGGUGUGAUGGCAGUGGCAGCUUCGUCUUUGAGCUGGCAGACGCCGGACGCAGCCGCGUCGCGUUUCGCCAGGCGUCAAAGCCAAAGGACGGCUUCGGCGUGUUUUUGGGGAGCGCAUGUCCCAUCCCUAGGAGGACCGAAUCGGAGGACCUUUGA